Molecule: messenger RNA, 327 nt
Organism: Trypanosoma conorhini
Lineage: Eukaryota; Euglenozoa; Kinetoplastea; Trypanosomatida; Trypanosomatidae
Product: dihydroorotase
Exons: 1
Biological process (GO): purine nucleobase catabolic process
Cellular component (GO): cytoplasm
Molecular function (GO): allantoinase activity
Source: RefSeq, a predicted model, not a curated record
AUGCAAGCCACGGCCGCGACACGCGUGGCGCUGCCCACCCUUGUGGACUGCCACGUGCACUUCCGCGAGCCCGGCCUGGAGGCGAAGGGCGACAUGCGGAGCGAGGCCGCGGCGGCCCACGCUGGCGGCAUCGGGGUGGUGUGUGACAUGCCCAACACGAAGCCGCCGACGCAGACCAUCGCGGCCUUCGCAGACAAGGUGCGCCGCGCCAAGGCCGUGGAGGCGUUAUGCGACAUCCGCUUCUUUUUUGGCGCCACCGCCCACGAGCACCUGCGGGAGCUGGAGGCGCUGUGGACGCAGCCGCAGCACGCAGCUCUCAAGGCUCGC